Messenger RNA from Pseudophryne corroboree (corroboree frog), 2426 nucleotides. RefSeq names its product Fas associated via death domain (gene FADD). The record is from RefSeq and is a predicted model, not a curated record. Gene Ontology annotation, molecular function: protein binding. Gene Ontology annotation, biological process: signal transduction; regulation of apoptotic process. NCBI's taxonomy places the organism in Eukaryota, Metazoa, Chordata, Amphibia, Anura, Myobatrachidae. The coding region runs from base 528 to 1109 and encodes 193 amino acids. The transcript is spliced from 3 exons.
UUUGUACCUAGUGGGGCGGCUCAUGUUGGAGGGUCUGUAAAUGUAUCAAAAAAAAUUUCAUGAUUCCAGCAAAAGUUUCUGAUCUCCCUAAUAGGCUUCCAUGAAACUGUGAUGCCAGGCUAAAGAAUCAGGCAAAGGAGCCAAAUACUGAGAAUAUGAAAAUAAAAAGCGGUAGCUGGGGGAUGGAGGUAUACAGAGUUGGGAAUUUGGGAAGGACAUUUUCUCCUAAUGACAAAUCUGCUAAUUAUGUAGUUGCAGCUGCAUAGUCCAAAUACUGCAUGCAGCCAGUCUCUGCCGACCUCUGAGAGUGUGAAGUCUGGAUAGGAAGUAAGAGUAGGAGUUUUGUAAGUAGGAGUUUUGCAGCUCAGUGGGAGGGGGCAGCUGCUGACAUGCUCAGAGUACAGACUUCCUGCUCCUGUACUAUACUGGCACUGUACACACAGAUUAAACAGACAGGAUAGGAGAGGCUGCCGGAAUCAGGGGACAGUCAGCUACACGCAGAAGAGUCGCAUCUGUAACGCGGGCAGAUGGAUCGCUUGUCGGUUAUGCUGCUGAAAGUAUCGGAUCGCCUGACUGCCAAGGAGACGGAUGAUUUGAAGUUUCUCUGCCGGAAAAAGAUCACAAAGAAGAAGAUGGAAGCUGUCAGCAAGGCGACGGAUUUGUUCUCCAGGCUCCUGGAGCAGGCGGAGAUCGCACAGGACGACCUCGCCUUCCUGGAGCAGCUGCUGCAGAAUAUAGACAGAAAGGACCUUGUAGAAGAAGUGCGUAACUACCAGAGCUCAUGUAGCAGGGAGGAGACUGCUGGGGGUGAGCCGGAGGAACGAGAUCAGCUUGACUUGGCGUUUGACAUCAUAUGCGAUAAUGUUGGGAGGGACUGGAGGAAGUUAGUACGUACUCUUGGGGUGACAGAGGUCACAAUGGAGCAAGUUAUCUAUGCUAAUCCCUUUAACAUGCAGGAACAACUAAUGCAAUGCCUGAAGGAGUGGAGGAAAAAGAAGAGAGACGACGCAAAUGUGUCUGCCCUGGUGCUAGCUCUAGAACACUGUAGAAUGAGGCUUGUGGCAGAGAAACUGACUGAUGGACUUAAUCUCAGCCAUGGGACUGCGUAGAAGUGGCACUGGAGGUUCUGAGAAAUGAAAUGUUGCCUUAGGUUCCUAAAAAGGUUGGUGUGACAGCAGAAGUCUGACAGGAUUCACUCUCCAGUGUAAAUGUAUGAUCGUGCGGACAUGGGCCCUCAUUCCGAGUUGUUCGCUCGGAAAAUUUCAUCGCAUCGCAGCGAUUUUCCGCUUAGUGCGCAUGCGCAAUGUCCGCACUGCGACUGCGCCAAGUAAAUUUGCUAAGAAGUUUGGAUUUUUACUCACGGCUUUUUCAUCGCUCAGGCGAUCGGAGUGAGAUUGACAGGAAGUGGGUGUUUCUGGGCGGAAACAGGCCGUUUUAUGGGCGUGCGGGAAAAAACGCUACCGUUUCUGUGAAAAACGCGGGAGUGGCUGGAGAAACGGAGGAGUGUCUGGGCGAACGCUGGGUGUGUUUGUGACGUCAAACCAGGAACGACAAGCACUGAACUGAUCGCAGAUGCCGAGUAAGUGUCGAGCUACUCAGAAACUGCACAGAGAUGUCUUAUCGCAAUAUUGCGAAUCUUUCGUUCGCAAUUUUACUAUGCUAAGAUUCACUCCCAGUAGGCGGCGGCUUAGCGUGUGCAAAGCUGCUAAAAGCAGCUUGCGAGCGAACAACUCGGAAUGAUCACCAUGGUUUAAAUGUCAGAGGUGCGUACCCAAAUCCAUUUGGGAAUUGCUCAGAUAUAUCAAUUGGAGAUGUUGAGAAGGUGAUUUCAUAUACAAGUUGGGAAUCUUUGGAAUGUCUGUAAGGAAAUGCAUGUGCAAUUUUUUUUUUCCUGUGGGGUGCUAUGGAAUUUCUAAUCCUCGCAAGUAAAGCUGCCGCCCAGAAAAGACUGCAUACACAUACACAGCCUAUAUGCAAUAACGAGGAACAUAGACUGCUAGCAUAGCACAAUGGCUACACGGACUGGACACAGCAGACGCCAUGUUUCUUGUACAUACAUGAUUGCAGCUUCCGGCAUAUAUACGCGUCCCAAAAAUGGCCAUGACACGUGCAUUUUUACUCCCACUCCCCGUUGCCUCCCCUAAACGCUCCCUUCCUGUCGGUCACUCUGCAACUAAAUCCUUACUGCGAGCAGAAUUAUAGCGGCACCUUGACAUAUGCGCAUUGCGAUUGCGGAACAUGGGCAGUCUGACGAUAAUCGCUCUGUUGCGUGAACAUCCGCAGUGCGAGCAAGCAUGAAUUAGCCCCUAAGUUCCACCUUUUAACCUCUUCAGGGACACAUUUUUUAUUUGUUUUCAGAUCUAUCAUAUAAAGAUUUUUUUUUUAAAUGGAUUUUAUUGAAAAUAUAAUAAAUUUGAAGUUAAGAA